Molecule: messenger RNA, 435 nt
Organism: Aspergillus thermomutatus
Lineage: Eukaryota; Fungi; Ascomycota; Eurotiomycetes; Eurotiales; Aspergillaceae
Product: GFA family protein
Exons: 2
Coding region: 1-435 (144 amino acids)
Molecular function (GO): carbon-sulfur lyase activity
Source: RefSeq, a predicted model, not a curated record
AUGUCCGCCUCCAACAUCGUGACCGGUAGUUGUCUCUGCCAGAAAAUUCGCUACAAAGUGACCGGACCUCCCAAAACAACCAUCAUCUGCCACUGUGACAGUUGUCGCAAAAGCACGGGCUCUGCUUUCAUGGCGAACAGCUUCUGCCUGAAAGAUCAACUACAACUCCUUACCGGGGAAGAUGUUCUGAGAGUUUACAAAGACAAGGACACGGCGUCGGGUAAUACGCUGUUGAGGUCAUUUUGCUCCAACUGUGGUUCGCCCUUGUUUAUCAGCAGCAAGUCCCUAGAGUAUAAUGCGGUGACCGUCACCUCAGGCACCAUGAAUCUAGGACCUUCGAAGAGCGAGUGGGAGCCCAAGAUGGAAGUCUUCUGUAUGAGGCGGAGAGAGUGGCUUGCACCUAUGGAGGGGACAGAGAAGCGCGACACCAUGUAA